This is a messenger RNA of Drosophila rhopaloa, 1940 nucleotides long. Its product is annotated as trichoplein keratin filament-binding protein. The record is from RefSeq and is a predicted model, not a curated record. Gene Ontology annotation, cellular component: keratin filament. Lineage: Eukaryota; Metazoa; Arthropoda; Insecta; Diptera; Drosophilidae. Gene Ontology annotation, biological process: apoptotic process. Bases 128 to 1636 code for a protein of 502 amino acids. The transcript has 2 exons.
UUCUUCAUCGCCGCGAACCGGCUCUCGUGCUUCUUCAACCGCGGCUCCACAUUCGCCUUCUUCGCGGAGUUUGGCGAGUCCUGUAGGAUAAUAUCGAGGAGGAAGGAGGAGGACCCAAGGACCAGGGAUGUCGGGACGCCUUAACCAGCAGCACGCGGCGUAUGCGCAACGCAUGGAGCAGGAGAACAACCGGGUGCAGGCCACACAGGCUGUGAACAGCUACUACAGCCACUGGGGCAAGGUGACCUCGCGCUUCGAGAACUGGACCAACAAGGAGUACUACGAGAAGGCCGACCAGCAGCUUCAAUCCCGCCGCGUCCAGCAGGAGAAGCAGGUGGUCCUCAGCGAACGACAGGCGAGGCUUCGCCAGCUUCUGACCUCCGAGAGCGAGGCCUACGACAGCGAAAUGGAGCGCCGUCGCCGGCCGCGAGAACCCGGCGGUGGUGACCUCCAGAUGCUGGGACGGGUCAACCAAUCGCUCAAGGAGCAGGAGCAAUUGCGCCGCAAACUCGAAAUGGAGGCCAAGCUGUAUGGUCGCUGGCGUCAUGGCGUCGACGACGAGAAGCUGCUCUACCAAUCCAAAUCGGACAACGAGGUGUUGGCCAAGCUCAACUGGCUGGACCGCCAGAUAGAGAAUCAGCAGCAGCGCGAGGAGCAACAGGCCCUGGCCGCCGAGAGGCAGCUGCUCCUCCAGCAGGAGAUCAGUCGCACGGAACAGGCGCAAAAGGAGCGUCAGCAGAUCCGGGAGCAGGAGCUGCGCGAGCUGCGUGCACUGCAGGAAUCCCACAUGUCGGAGUUGAGGCUGCGGCAGCAAGAGGCGGACAAGCUGAAGGAGGAGGAGCAGCACUUCCAGCUCUUCCUAGGGGAACUCGAUAAGGAGCGGGAGCUUCUCGAGGAGAGCAGUGCACUCGUGCUCAAGCGAGUCGACUCCGGACAUGCCUUCAACCUCAAGAAGAUCAAGGUGUUCAUCCGCCAGCGCAGUGAGGCUAGUCGCAAGCAGAUUUCUCUGUGCGUCAACAUGCUGCAGCGCAUGGCCAAGUACGUGGUCAAGGCGGAGGAGCUGAAGACACUGCUGGAUAAGUACCGCUCGCAGCUGGAGAAUGAGGAACAUGCCUGCGCCCAGAUCGAGACCAUGUACGAGUCGGAGGCCAAGUACAAUCUGAAGCGCUGCGAGGAGAACUGGCGGGAACAGCACCUUCAGCGAUACGGCGAGCUGAGCAAGCUAAUCGACCAGGAGAAGGAUUGCCUCGGCGGCUUGCUGCAGGAGAACGUCAGCCAGCAGCAGGCUUUGGUGGAGCUGAGGAGCCAGCAUCUGACCGGGAUUGAGCAGGCCAACAAGCAGCUGGAACAGCUCAGCCAGGAGCAGGCUGAAAUGACUGUACCAUCGGUAACCAAUCUUAGAGAGGUGGCAUCAGAGGCUUCUGUUUCGGGCAUCUCUGCCCCGGCGGAUGACGAGCUCCCGCCCAAGGUCAGCGACUCCUUCUCUAAUCUCAACCUGGACGUGUGGCAGGAUUUGCCUCCGGCUCGUGGAGAAGACGACUUGCAACGUGUCAACAAAUCUCGCUCCCUUAAUGUGGUCACCUCACAGACAGCUGCUCCUCCGAAGUUCGCCCGCAAACGUGUGGCCUGGACCUAACAUUACAAUCUUAAAUCGUCGUCGUUCCAGCUUAAAUUUGAAUUGUAUUACUAGACAUAUUGGUAGUUGCAUAGCCGUAGUUGUAACCCACUUUGUGUUAAACCUCACACAGUCCACACACAUCCUACUCCACUUCCAAGCACACCUCACUCCACUCCCAAACGCAUCCCACUCCACUCCAGCGCAUUAUUGCACCCCGAUGAAACCACUCAAACACCACUUUGUGCACUUGUAGUUGAUAAGGCUGAUAGAUAGGCUCUCCCCCGGAGGUGGGGCAAUAAAUCACUCAAUUUGUGGACCAGCA